AGGUCAAAAUAAAAAGCAUUUACGAACUUUUACGUGAAGAAAGAUAUCAAAAUGGUUGACUACAGCAAAUGGAAGAACAUUGAGAUUUCGGAUGAUGAGGACGACACGCACCCGAACAUUGAUACCCCUUCCCUGUUCCGCUGGCGGCACCAGGCUCGUGUAGAGCGCAUGGAGGAAAUGGACAAGGAAAAGGAGGCGAUGAAGAAGAAACGACAGAGCAUCCAGGCUCGCCUCCUGGGUGUCAAAGAGCGCAUCAGCAAAAAAGAUGGCGAUGAAGCCGCUCUCAAGAAAGAGCUGGAAAAGAUCGAGAACGAGGGCAAGGAACUGGAUCGCGUGGAAAACGACAUGCUGAAGAAGGAGAAGAAAACGCCAUGGAAUGUAGACACAAUCAGCAAGCCGGGUUUCGAGAAGACCGUGAUCAAUAAGAAGGCUGGUCGCAAGCCAGACGAGAACCUAUCCGAGGAGCAGCGCGAGCAGCGCAUGAAGCAGUUCGUCAAGGAGAACGAGAAGCUGUGCAAACAAUACGGAAUGCUGCGCAAAUACGACGACUCCAAGCGCUUCCUUCAAGAGCAUCUGCAGUUGGUCUGCGAUGAGACAGCCAACUAUCUGGUGAUUUGGUCCAUCAACCUGGAGAUGGAGGAGAAGCACGACCUGAUGGCUCAUGUGGCACAUCAGUGCAUCUGCAUGCAGUACAUCCUCGAGCUGGCCAAGCAGCUGGAUGUGGAUCCGCGGGCCUGCGUCAGCUCGUUCUUUUCAAAGAUCCAGUCCUGUCUGCCUGAGUACCGCCAACAGUUCGAGAGCGAGAUCAAGGGAUUCAAGGAACGCAUCCAAAAACGAGCACAGGAAAAGAUUCAGGAGGCCUUGGCCCAGGCAGAGGAAGAGGAACGUCAAGAGCGCAUGGGCCCCGGGGGCUUGGACCCAGCCGAUGUCUUUGAAUCCCUGCCCGACGAGCUGAAGGCCUGCUUCGAGUCGCGUGACAUAGAGCUGUUGCAAAAGACCAUUGCCGCAAUGCCAGUGGAUGUGGCCAAGCAUCAUAUGAAGCGAUGCGUCGAUUCGGGUCUAUGGGUGCCAAACGCUGCAGAUAUGCAGCAAGCCGAUGAAGCAGAGGGUGCUGCUACAGCUGAUGAAGGCGGUGCCAGCGUGGAAAAAACCGACGAUGCCAAGUCGGAAAGUGCCAAGGAGGAGCCCAUAUACACUGGCGUCAGCACCGAAGAUGUUGACUGAUUGCCUGCGGCGAAUCUUUGCCUGUCCCUUCUUCACUAUAAGUCUAAUCUUAAUGUCCUGUCCCCCGCACACACACAUAUAUAAUACCCAAAUUCAUUCAUCCAAAGCCUUUCUAAGUUGAGUUUUUGUAUAUAAUUUGAAUAAAGUCAACUAAAUUCUCAGUA
Drosophila persimilis is the source of this 1388-nucleotide messenger RNA. It is a transcript of the gene Cdc37, whose product is annotated as hsp90 co-chaperone Cdc37. Gene Ontology annotation, cellular component: cytoplasm. The transcript is spliced from 4 exons. The record is from RefSeq and is a predicted model, not a curated record. The coding region runs from base 52 to 1224 and encodes 390 amino acids. Gene Ontology annotation, biological process: protein folding; protein stabilization. Gene Ontology annotation, molecular function: protein-folding chaperone binding; heat shock protein binding; protein kinase binding. Lineage: Eukaryota; Metazoa; Arthropoda; Insecta; Diptera; Drosophilidae.